Molecule: messenger RNA, 3829 nt
Organism: Syngnathus acus (greater pipefish)
Lineage: Eukaryota; Metazoa; Chordata; Actinopteri; Syngnathiformes; Syngnathidae
Gene: perm1b
Exons: 4
Coding region: 487-3213 (908 amino acids)
Biological process (GO): response to muscle activity; regulation of DNA-templated transcription
Cellular component (GO): cytoplasm; nucleus
Source: RefSeq, a predicted model, not a curated record
CAUAAUACAGUGGAACAAUUGUGUUCUAUUGUAAGUCAAAUUCAUUGUUCGAAAUAGUUGAUACUAUAUAUUCCCAAAAUUUAAUUUACUUUUGUUACAUUAUGUUUACCGAAAAUUACUAUUCUAAUCUUUUUGAUGUAAUACAGAAUCAAUAAACAUUAUAUGCAGAUAGUUGCAUGGAGACAAUUUGAUGUUGCUCCUACAAAUUCCUCCUCUCAGUUAUGUUGUCUUUGAUUCGGCCCUUUAUGUAAACAGUGAAGUAUAAUAUUGUCGCUCAAUGUCAUGUAAUUGAGGGUACUGAAAUGUUACACCGCUGGUCCUAGAGUACAGAACAUGUUCGCCAGCAGCAGCUCCAUGUGACCCAACGUAUUCUAUUUAUAAAAGAGCGGUACAGGGCACCAGGCUGACAUAUGUCAGGUCGCCAGACAACAAGACAUUUUCCUGCAGGAGACUUCACACUGGAAGGAAAGCAUGUGAGGUGUCAGAAUGGAUGACUUGGAUCACAGCAUGUGCAUUGCCAAGGAGGAAUGGUCCAACUUCUUUAAGGAGAGUGAGGAGUGCUGCUUGCCGCAACCUCUUCUUGCCCGCCCUGAGGGCCUUCGUUGUCCAAUCCCCUUGGAUUCAGCUGCUCAGUCCCUGCAGAGCUUAGAUGAGAAUAAUACAGCUUGUGUUCAAAUGGAGCUCAUUCACGAUGUAGGCACACGAGAAGAUGAAGAGAUUCAAAUAUGUGAUGAUAUAGGAAGUGGGUACAGAAAGGAGGUACAUAUGAUUAAGGAACGUAGCCCAGAAGAGACCAAGAAAAGCAUCGUGCAAAUACCGGAGGCCGUCAGUGACGUCGCGAGGUCACUUUCAAUCAAGCGUGAAUCAAACGCCAGAUGUCAGGCUGAGGACGGCAACAAAGCUCCCCAGAGAGAAGAGAAAGAGCGCUGGUUUGUGACACUGUCGCUGAAUGACACUCCAGGGUCGCGUCGGGCCUGUGCAACUCCAAAGAAUAAAAGAAGUAAACUACGAAAAGAUACGCGCAAGUCCAGCCGGGAGUCUCAAGACGAUGAAAGUGAGGUGAAUAAAAAUAUCAAUCAAAACGGAAGCAAAGAAAUGGAAGAGCAGAAAAGUUCUUGUCAUGUAGUGCAAAAUGAUUAUAAGGAAACUUGGCAGGAUGUAGAGAAAAACCAGAGACAAAAACCCCUGUAUGGUGAAGAUAUAAAGCAAAACCAUGAAGGAAAAAUCCACGAUGGAAAUAUAAUUCCAGGUACCCUGCAUGAUAUAGCGAAAAACAAUCGAGAAGAAUCCGAUGGUGAUGUAACGAAAAACCCUCGAGAAGGAACUGAGGGUGACGGUGGAGAAGCAACACAUGAAGGUGAUACCACGUUGCAAGUCAAAAUAGAAGGAACCCCGUGUGGUGAUGAAAUUGAGCAAAACGACCAAGAAGGCACAGAUGAAGAUCAUAGAAGGAAGCAAGACGACAUUGAAGGAAGUCCCCAUGGUGACAAUUUAGUGCAAGACAACAGCGAAGGAACCUUGCACGAGGUUGGUACCACGCAACACGAUGGAAACCUGAGUAGUGAUCAUAUAAUGGAGGACAACAAAGAAGGCACCAUACGUGAAUUUUUUCAUUUGGAUCGGGUGGACUCAGAUGAGUUUGAGGACAGUGUUGACUUUUUCACCCUUCACAGUUCUGAUUCUGAAAUGUAUCUCUCGGCUUCGGAAUCUGUGCCUCGGGAGCUCUUUGAGGAGGAUUUGAUUGAAAACCGACCAAGGCAGUGCCAACCCUACUCCUCAUCUUUAUCAUACAACUGGGAUCCAAUUCAGAGUUCUGGUGCUGGGAGCUUGCAGGAUCCUGACUGUAACGGUUCUGGUACGCAAGCUUUUGUUGAAAGCUUGCCAAGCUCCAACCAACAGAAAACGGGUCCGUCAAGAGUCCAAACAGAACCUCACCUCCCAAUAUGUGAUGUUGACUGUCCUCAGUUGGUUCCGGAUGUCAUCAUCACGCCGGUGGUUGACAGCCCCGAAGCGUACGCCCAGGCCGAAGACCGAACGCCGUGCGUCUACGCCAUCUCCGCCUUCUGGGAUGAAAUGGAAAAAUUAACCAUUAAUGAUAUUUUACAGCUGAGGACGGGGAAAAGCUCGCCUUCCACGGAGAUGUCCGACGUACCGUCGCUAAGCAGCUCCCUGGUGGACCCCGAGGAGCAUCAUUUGACAGACGGAGGUCUCACGGAUGUGUCCGACGCCGCCGACUCGGACUAUUUCACACAACCGGACGACUCCAAGGCGGACAGAUCCAGCUGGGAUUUCUCCGUGUGCGAUUUUGAAGAGGACUAUUGGCAAUUUUUGGGCAUUAGUGGGAACCCCAGUCCUGAUCCGAGUUGCAAAACCCAGCAGGAGGAGAACGAGGUGGAAAGUGGAACCAGGAGCCAGACCCCAGUACCAAUCGGGGACUCAAUAAGGCCAAACCCAACGCCCAGAGCGAUGACGAAAAAGAAAAGUGUGCAGAAUGUAUGUGCUCUCAAGGAUUCGUUUUCACAGUCACAUUUACACCAGGAUGAGAAGAAAGGAAACCAUCUGGGAUCGAUAGUAGCGGCACCUGUCCAAGGAGAAGAUCUGGAAUCCCUCUGCAUCUACGAUUCCGAAUGCAUCUCAGGAUGUGACAUGAUUUGUACAUACGAGCAUAAAAUAUCACUAGCCCAGAGCCACAAGUGGAAACCCAUCCCGAUCUUCUCCUGCUCACAUCCGACCGUCAGAGAACUCACCCUCCCCGACUGGAAUUAUCCGUUCUUGAGUGUGGACCUCUCGGAAGAUGACGUUAUUUCACCUGUCCGAAUUGUCUCUCACGCUCUCCGAGUGGCCGAGACUCAAAGCGGGAGGAUCGUACUGUCGUUCGGGAAAAUCCGCUUCCGAGACAAAGGCAGCGUCUGGUGCAGGUCUGAUGGCUGGGAGGUUCUAGGCCAAAGUGAGGAGCACAGUAUCGUUCCUGUGGUGGGAGGAGUUUCCCCUCCGCUACCUGAGCAGCAAAGGAUUGUGGGAGCAAUACAGAGACCAGUGCGACAGGGCGUCUUGUCUACGCUGCAACAGUCUGACAUGUGUUUGGUCUGCAUUGCAUUUGCCUCCUGGGUACUGACAUCAUCAGAUACUCAGUCUGCUGAUGCCUGGAAAGCAGCUCUGCUUGCAAAUGUGAGUGCACUGUCAGCGAUCCAGUACCUGCGACAGAUCAAGUGAAGAUGAAGAAUCCUGAAAAUGACGAUUAUGCAUUUACAUUAGAUGUCAAUUCCAGUCAGUUACAAAUGGGUCCAUUCAUCUGGUAGAUUUAUUCCACUUAAUCAAAACAGUAUGACAGCAUUUCCGGGUUGGUAGCAACUUAAACUAAGAAAUUGUAUCCCAAUAUUUAAAAUAUUGAUGACUAUUUCCAAAGUUAGGAUGAUGAUCGGCUAAGUAAGUGGGGGGUGACUAAUAUAUAUUUUUUGUGCUAUGUUUUUAUGUGUUGAAAUGAAGUUUAGCCUUUAGUUUGCACAAUUCUAUCCAUUAGCCAAGUAAGCUAUUAGUACCUGGACCAUUAUUGAGGAGCGGAAGACAAGCUUAGCUCAGCAGAUUGUCGUUUUCAUGCCGAGCAGAGCUAACCAAGAUGGACUAAACGAAGAAAGCCUGAACGAUACUGAGAAAGUAAGCAUAUAUUUUUGAAAAAUAAAAGGAAACAAAUGCAGUGGGAGUCUGUGUUAAAUAUUGUUGAAGUGAGUUGGGGAGCUUCUUUUAGACAGUGACACUUGUGAUGUUGGGGUCGCAAGGAACUAUGCUGAGUUGAGCAGAUUAAUUGAGGCAAAAAAAUAAUAAUUUGUGA